Cimex lectularius (bed bug) is the source of this 1943-nucleotide messenger RNA. RefSeq names its product multiple inositol polyphosphate phosphatase 1-like. The record is from RefSeq and is a predicted model, not a curated record. The transcript has 10 exons. NCBI's taxonomy places the organism in Eukaryota, Metazoa, Arthropoda, Insecta, Hemiptera, Cimicidae. The coding region runs from base 16 to 1533 and encodes 505 amino acids. Gene Ontology annotation, molecular function: inositol phosphate phosphatase activity; acid phosphatase activity.
UAAGAAUUCAAAAACAUGGCUAACUUGAUUCGACGUCCCCCCACGUUUGAGGUUCAAAGGUGGCGUAAACCCCCCCCCCACGGCAAUGAAGACCAAAACUUCAGUGAAAGAUUACGCCCAGGACAAGUUAAGGCAGGGAUGUUGGCGAUCUGGUUCCUCGUCGCUGCACUCCUGCUGGGUGGUAUUCGUUCUGCUCAAGACGACACCUAUUACUGCUUAGCUGAGGACAACGAACGCUACGAGUACUUCGGAGAGCUGACGUCCUAUGAGAACGUUCGGAAUCAAAGACUUCCCACUAAGUUGCCAAAAUGCACUCCAGUGGCCCUGUGGUCGUUUAUAUCCAAUGGAGCUACAUAUCCCGACACGUCUGACUAUAAUUCUAUAGCACUCAUGCAAUUACAACAGGGCAUUAUUCUAAAUAACAGUGAAAAAAGAAAUAAACUCUGCCACGAGGAUUUUGACGCCAUACAAAAUUGGACCGACGGUUUACGCAAUUGGCCCCCUGAAACGUUGGAGCCAAAAUACAAAAGCUUUAUAAACAAUCUUGGGCAGAUUUACGUUAACCGCUACCCUGAAAUUUUCAAAAGCGCGUAUGAGGAAAUAUUUGUACGGAUCUCUCCGAGGAAAAACUCCAAGGAAACAUACGAAGAAUUUAAAAAUGGGAUGAACAAAGCUGGAUUCAACGUGUCGACCAUAUAUGAGUCUGUGACGCCGGUGGCGCCCGUCACGACCAAUUGCUCGCAAUGGGACCAGAGUCAACUAGCAAAGGCAAAUGAGAAGCGAGAUGAAUUUAGAAGGGGGCCAGAGGUGAGCCAGAUGCUUAAAGAAAUCAACGAAAGGCUUGGCUUCCCGAAGUUCGGAGGACUAGCGAUGUCCGAUAUCGAGGCAAUGUACAAAAUGUGCAGAUUGGACCGAAUGUUCUCCAAUCUCACGGACUCCCCUUGGUGCGCUGCUUUCAAGCCUGAACAUCUGAAAGUGUUGGAGUACGACGAGGAUCUGUACUCUUUCUACUUAUCCGGCUAUGGAAACCCGUUGGUAGAUGAUAUGGCUUGUCCUUUGCUAAAAAAUCUCAUGGAAACGCUUUACAACAACACUGUCAAUGGGACUUCGCCUCAAAGCGUACUAUAUUUCGGCGAUGUCACGACUCUCCGGUAUAUUUUGACCGGGCUGGGUAUUGUUCAAGAUGACGACGGGCGUGGGCUUUCACCUAAACCGGGACCCCUUUUGAAUGAAAGGCAGUGGCGACUGUCUGUGAUAUCUCCUCCAUUAGCCAAUCUUGCUGUUGUGCUUUAUAAGUGUACCUUUGGAGUUAAUUAUCAAUUAAUGUUCUACCUAAAUGACCACCCGGUUGACUACAAAGGGUGCAAAGUUGGCCUAUGCAAUUGGAACGACAUUUACAACAGUUUUCAAACUGCAAUCAAAUCUGAGUCCUGUGAUCGUGAAGUAGUGUGUAGUGAAUCGUCAUCCGCUCCAGUCGGUUACUCGACUAGUCUCGCAUGGCUAGUUCUUGUAAUCAGUGCCGUAAUCUAUUAAUAUUUAAUAUAAAUCUAAAAAUAACAAAACGAGCUUUCAUUUAGUUGUAAUUUAGCAACCAAACACCAAAUUUAGCUGAUUGCGAAGAUUAUAGUGAGGUACUGAAAUGGCCGGCCAUUUACAAUUGAUAUUUAUAUUUUAUACCCUUACAUUGUAUGUUUUAAUUUGUUAAGCUUCAUUUGAAAAUGUAUUAGCUACAUUUGUUAGUCUUCCUGUUAUUAAUAAAGUUCAUUUAUUUAACUUUUCUUUCAUAAUGUAGAUAAAAUUGAUUUACUGUGUAGUUAUUUUGUGUUUAUUUACCAAUGGUAGGAAGUCUAAUAGGAAAGCUGUUUGUACAAAAAUAGAUGAUAAUCAUCGUGAUUGUAAUUUCGUUGUAAACAAAUUUACAAUAAAAUUAUUUAUUAAAUUUA